GAUUAUUCGGUAUAUUCCAGGACGCCUCUUUUCUCAUUCGUUGGCCGAACUUAUUCCGCGAAAGUUCGAGUUACGUUAAAAUCGUUCGCUGUUUUCGGUUGUUUUUACAUAAGUAAUCGUUAUUAAGGGACUACAAAACAAAGAACUAUCCCAUGAUAAAGCAAUUGCCAAAGCGUCACCUACAAGAAGAAUGCCAAAUUUGUCAUUCCUUCUAAAUCUAUUCAGAUCAUGGCGAAUAGGAGAGAACAUACAACAAGAACAACAGGAAAAACUGGACUCGCCUGUUAUUAACAUUGUAACUGUAUUGGACGACAAUCAAGAAAAGAUUAUCGCCCCUACAAUAAAACAUUCUACUGUCCUAUCAAAACAUAAAAAUGAGCAGAAUUGGUUUUGGAAUGCGUAUAGAAAAAUAAUGCCAUCCAUGGACGAAAUGCAGAAGACUUCCAACGACAUGUCCGAAUUGCAGUCAAUGCUUCCAACCAUUGUUACAGUACACAGGCCCAGUCUUGUGGUUAGAAACAGCGAGGACAUUACAGGAGGUGUAUGUUUCAUGCGCGAUAGUCCCUAUCGCAUUUUGAAGGCUGCCGAGAGUGGAAAUUUAGAAGCAUUUCAAAAGUUGUAUUUUUCCGACCAAACGCGUUUGACAAUUAAAGAUACCAGAGGAAGAACUGCUGCUCAUCAAGCUGCAGCGAAAAACAAGGUGGAAAUACUCCAGUUCAUUUCAGCCCAUGACGGAGAUUUUAAUGUACAAGAUAAUGUCGGCAACACCCCACUACAUGUUGCUGUGGAGAACGAAUCUUUAGAAGCAGUCGACUUCUUAUUGCUAAAAGGUGUGAAAACAGAUAUUCUAAAUGAUAAGAAACAAGCUCCAAUUCACCUAGUUACUGAACUAAACAAGGUUGCUGUGUUGGAAGUAAUGAGUAAACAUAAAAGCAAAAUAGACAUACAGCAAGGAGGCGAACAUGGUCGUACCGCCCUCCAUAUUGCAGCUAUAUACGACCACGAGGAAUGUGCGAGGAUUCUAAUUACAGAGUUCGACGCUUGUCCAAGGCAGCCGUGUAAUAAUGGUUACUACCCUAUCCAUGAAGCUGCUAAGAACGCUUCUUCAAAGACCUUAGAAGUAUUUUUGCAAUGGGGUGAAUCAAGAGGUUGUACUCGGGAUGAAAUGAUAUCAUUUUAUGAUGCGGAAGGUAAUGUACCCCUUCAUUCGGCAGUUCAUGGAGGUGAUAUAAAAGCAGUGGAACUUUGCAUAAAAUCAGGUGCAAAAAUUUCUACUCAACAAUACGAUCUGUCAACACCGGUCCAUCUGGCUUGUGCUCAAGGGGCUAAGGAUAUUGUAAAAUUAAUGUUUAAAAUGCAACCUGAAGAAAAGAUGGCCUGUUUGGCAUCUUGCGAUAUCCAAAAAAUGACACCACUACAUUGUGCAGCAAUGUUUGAUCAUCCAGAAAUUGUUGAAUAUUUAGUUACUGAAGGCGCCGAUGUUAAUGCAGUUGAUAAAGAAAAGAGAUCUCCGCUUUUAUUAGCAGCAUCUAGGGGUGGUUGGAAGACGGUCAAUACCCUUAUAAGGCUUGGAGCAGACAUUAAUAUUAAAGAUGUAAACAGGAGAAACGUUUUGCACUUAGUGGUUAUGAACGGCGGACGACUAGAACAAUUCGCCGCUGAAGUAAGCAAGUGUAGUUAUGGUCGUUACAAUACGGCAAGACAACUACUGGAUUCAGAGAAAGGAACGUUUAUUAUUAACGAGAGUGACGGGGAAGGUUUAACACCACUCCAUAUUGCUUCUAAACAAGGACACACUAGAGUUGUCCAAUUAUUACUGAAUCGAGGAGCUCUACUUCAUAGGGAUCACAAUGGACGGACACCUUUACAUUUGGCCGCCAUGAACGGUUAUACACAAACUAUUGAAUUACUUCUAUCCGUACAUUCUCAUCUUUUAGACCAAUUAGAUAAAGAUGGGAAUACUGCACUACAUUUAGCUACAAUGGAAAAUAAACCGAAUGCCAUUGCAUUACUGCUUUCGAUGAAUUGUAAGCUGUUGUACAACAAAAUUCAAAUGAGCGCUAUUGAUUACGCCAUCCAUUACAAAUUUCCUGAAGCUGCACUAGCGAUGGUAACUCAUGAAGACAGAGCUGAAGAAGUGAUGACGCUAAGAUCUGACAAACAUCCUUGCGUAACCCUUGCUCUAAUAGCUUCCAUGCCAAAAGUCUUCGAGGCAGUUCAAGAUAAAUGUAUAACGAAAGCCAACUGCAAAAAGGACUCCAAGUCAUUUUAUAUUACCUACAGCUUCUCCUGUUUCGAAUGUCCUCAAUUUUACGCUGAUAUGGAUGGAAAAACUGGAGAAGCAGUGAAUAUAUCACAGCCAAUACCCCUCCCUGCCCUAAAUGCGAUGGUGUCACAUGGAAGAGUAGAACUUUUAGCUCACCCACUGAGUCAAAAAUAUCUUCAAAUGAAAUGGAAUUCGUAUGGAAAGUACUUUCAUUUGGCAAAUUUACUUUUCUACAGUAUUUUCUUGGUUUUUGUUACUCUCUUAUCUUCUCAACUUAUGGAAAAUGAUGAUGAUGAGGAUUUGCAACACUACAAGCCAGUAGAAAACGAAAGGUUGUAUGUUUAUACCGGUCAAAAUGAAAACAAAACAGAUUUAACCUAUGAGGAAUAUUGGGAAAAAACGAAAAAUGCCAUACUACACGUUAAAACAACACCUUUUAUGUACACUGGAGCAGUUGUAAUCACUGUUUAUCUGAUGGUAAACACUAUUCGCGAAGUAAUUCAAAUUUACCAACAAAAAUAUAAUUACUUUCUGGAUCCAACGAAUUUAGUUUCGUGGAUGCUUUAUAUCUCUGCUACAAUUACAGUAAUUCCACUGUCCAGUAGCAGUGUGACUGAACUUCAAUUUUCCUGCGCCUCUUUGACUGUUUUCCUAAGUUGGUUUAACUUAUUGUUGCUGCUACAACGUUUUGAUCAAGUUGGAAUUUAUGUGGUCAUGUUCUUGGAAAUAUUGCAAACACUGAUAAAAGUUUUACUUGUUUUCUCCAUAUUGAUAAUAGCCUUUGGACUCGCGUUUUAUAUCUUAAUGUCUAAGGGCGAACACUUAUCGUUUAAGACAGUUCCAAUGUCCCUUAUUAGGACAUUUUCCAUGAUGUUAGGAGAAAUAGAUUUUUUGGGCACAUAUGUACAACCAUACUACUUAAAAGAAGAACAAAGGUACUUGCCGUUUCCCAUGCCAGCUUUCUUUAUACUGUGUGUAUUUAUGGUACUAAUGCCCAUUCUAUUAAUGAACUUGCUUAUCGGUUUGGCGGUUGGUGAUAUCGAAUCCGUUCGGAGAAAUGCUCAAUUGAAACGACUGGCGAUGCAAGUUGUAAUGCAUACAGAACUUGAACGAAAACUUCCCAAAAUAUUAUUGGAAAGAAUUGAUAAAAGAGAAUUGGUCGAGUUUCCUAACGAAAGCAAAUGUAAACUUGGUUUUCUGGAUUGUAUAAUUAGAAAGUGGUUUGGAAAUCCUUUUUCCGAUGACGGAACAAAACGAAGAUACAAAGGGCUACCAGCCAUCCGAUGGCGACAAUGCGGGCUGGACAUGGUUAUGGAAAGUGGUGAAGACUAUUUAAUGUCAGAGCUUGAGAAAACCAAAAGAAAGCUCAGAGAUAUAUCGUCAUUAUUAGAAACACAGCAACAAUUACUUCGCCUAAUUGUACAAAAAAUGGAAAUUAAGACUGAGGCAGAUGAUGUAGACGAAGGUGUUUCUCCCAAUGAUCUCAAACCAUUAAUAACAACUUCUAGUAAAUGGACAUCACCAAAAAUACGUAAAAAACUACAGUCCGCUUUAAGCUUUACAAAAGGAAAUAGUAAUUAGAUCAAAAAAGUGAGCAUUGAGAAAGAUUUUUUUUGCUAACAGCAUUUAAUUAGUAUUGCUAUCUUUUUAAGUAAUUUGCUGUAGUCAGUGAACUAGUCAUUUUUCCUUGUUAAUUCUUAAGUAAAAUGUGAACUGAUCGUCAUAAAACAUAAAAUACUGAGUACUAUAAAACUAAUUGUUUUAUAAGUAAGUAAAAUAUUUGUUGUAAAAGUGAAUUUAUGGAAUGUGUGCUAUUAAAAGUCUUCUAAAUACAAUAUUACCGUAUAUACAACUGAUUUUGUAGUCAUAAAUUUCUGAAAAGAAAUGACAAAAGAAAUCUUACACAAUUUUAUUAAAAUACUUUUGUCUGUACAUUAUCAUUUUCUCUUACAAGGCACAAGAGUUCACCAAAUAUGUGCGUUUUAGUUUUAGUCUAAUGGCACUAGAAGAUAUUUUAGAAAUAUUUUUAUAACAUAGUAACAAAAAUACUUACAAGUUGCUUCACCAUAUGUUUACAAAUAAUUCGUCAGAUUUUAAACGCCAGGAUUGUCUUUUUCAUAUUUUGAUUUAAAAGUACAGUAUAUAUAUAUAAAUAUAACAUAAAUUGGUCUUAUGUAUUGUUACUGAAUAGAAGAUACACAAAAAAACAAGGUGAAAUAACUUGUAAAAUAGUAAGGCACCUUGUACUUGUAAUUAAAAAUAAA
Messenger RNA from Agrilus planipennis (emerald ash borer), 4530 nucleotides. It is a transcript of the gene TrpA1, whose product is annotated as transient receptor potential cation channel subfamily A member 1. The coding region runs from base 191 to 3847 and encodes 1218 amino acids. Gene Ontology annotation, cellular component: membrane. The transcript has 19 exons. Gene Ontology annotation, biological process: transmembrane transport; monoatomic ion transport. The record is from RefSeq and is a predicted model, not a curated record. Gene Ontology annotation, molecular function: monoatomic ion channel activity; protein binding. Lineage: Eukaryota; Metazoa; Arthropoda; Insecta; Coleoptera; Buprestidae.